This is a messenger RNA of Myxocyprinus asiaticus (Chinese sucker), 2845 nucleotides long. RefSeq names its product plasmanylethanolamine desaturase-like. Gene Ontology annotation, molecular function: oxidoreductase activity. The record is from RefSeq and is a predicted model, not a curated record. The transcript is spliced from 6 exons. Bases 363 to 1214 code for a protein of 283 amino acids. NCBI's taxonomy places the organism in Eukaryota, Metazoa, Chordata, Actinopteri, Cypriniformes, Catostomidae.
ACACUACAGAACAGCCAGCGCAAGAAAAGUUUUUCCUAAUAUUCACUCUAUUAUUCAGUGUAUCGGACAGGUUAAACAGCUGGCUCGGAUGUCCUGCGGGCAACUAAUUUCCAUGAAUAGUUUCGCCGAUGAGAUGAAACGAGGUUAAAAAAAUGAUCAUAAUACAUUAUCAUCUAGCAGGCAGUUCGUGCGUAUUUUGGUUCCGGGUAUGUUUCGCUGAAGUAGGAACCUCAGUGAGCUUCGCCAAAAGGUGUGUCAUUCCACCGUUAAAAACUCUGUGCUUCCAGUGCAUAGUCACUAAAUGCACGUCACAACGUAAUUAUUUAUGCGUUUUCUCUUAAAACUGGCCAUCAAAAGGGAGCAUGGCGGCAGCCCCACUGUCAGAGACGGAGAUCAGGCAGCGGUCUAUGGCAGAGGAGGAUCCGAACGGGAAUGAGCACGGGGCGGCUGCUCGCAGCACAGCGCCUCGCUGGGGACCGCAGCAUGCUGGAGCCAGACAGCUCGCCAAGCUUUACUCUCCGGGAAAGAGACUGCAGGAGUGGAUCUGUGUGGUUUUAUGCCUCUCACUCUUCGUUUUAAACUUCUACUUACUUCUCCUCAACUUUUCUACAGUGCACAUCUACAAAAUCAUCUUUGGCAUUGUGACUGGUAUCGUGACAGCAGACUUUGCCUCUGGGAUGGUACAUUGGGGGGCUGAUACAUGGGGCUCAGUGGACAUCCCAGUAAUCGGGAAGGCAUUUAUUCGUCCAUUCCGGGAGCACCACAUUGAUCCGACGGCUAUCACCCGGCAUGACUUCAUAGAGACUAAUGGAGACAACUGCAUGAUCACCAUCCUGCCUCUGACCCACAUGGCCUAUAAAUUCCUCUCCUACCCACCAGAUGCCCUUGCAGAGUCCUACCCCUGGGAAUGUUUUGUUUUUGCGUUGGCGGUCUUUGUCACCAUGACUAAUCAGAUCCACAAGUGGUCUCACUGCUACUUUGGCCUGCCACGCUGGGUCACGCUACUGCAGGACUGCCAUCUAGUGUUGCCACAGAAACACCACCGGAUCCAUCAUGUGUCGCCACAUGAGACAUACUACUGCAUCACUACAGGGUGGUUGAACUAUCCGCUGGACAGAGUGGGUUUUUGGCGGAGAAUGGAGUGGCUGAUCGAGAAACUGACGGGUCAGAAGCCACGCUGCGAUGACCUGGCCUGGGCCAAGAAAACAGACUGAUCAGGACAGCAGGACUGUACCCCUCCCUAAUCACCUCUCCCUCUGCCAAGGAGGAGGGAAAAAACUGAAUAUUGACCUUACCUUUGGACCCCAAACUUCUCCUCUCUCUCUCUCUCUCUCUCUCUCUCUCUCUCUCCUAAUCUUCCUUUCCCCUCCAUCUAACCCCAAACCCUCCACAGCACUGAAUCACAGAUCACUCUUAAUGCUAGGGCCUUUACCUGUCACUGAGGUCUACUACACACAAGCCAUCGCCUGUUCCUCUUCCUCUGGCUUCUUCCUCCUCGACUUGACUUUUUGUAGAUGUCCAUACAUAAAGAAAGAAUAGAAAGACAAAGACUAUGUUAAAAUAAUGGGUUCAUACAGUUGGGAGGAUGAUAAGAGAGACACCUUUUGUUAAACUGUUCCUCACACAUUCCUUUGCUCCAUCUCUACAUGCAGUCUUGCAAUGCCCAAGAGAGGCAACCACGAUUUUCUCAUUUCAGUUUGUAAAAGGUAUGUUUUCUGGAGGUUGGGCUCUCCAGAGGACCAAAACCAUGUUGUGAUUUCCCAGCAUGGUUUUCAUGUGGAGUAAGAGAGGCAAUUAAAUGUGGAUUUGAUUUUGGAGUCAGAUCAGAAACAGCAAGAGAAGAUUAAUCACAGGUGAAAACACUUUCUACUGGUUAAAAUCCGAUUCACAAAUGCACAUCAGAAGUGAUGUGUGUUGUCUCCAUAUUAAAACCCACCCUUUGGUUUGGGUGAAAGAAAGCAUCGAGAAUCCACUUCUCACUGAAGGGUUUAAAACCCAGGGAAAGGAUUUUGUUGGCCAACCUGCAUGGUUAGUGCUCAGUUGACCCAUCUGAAUGUUUUCCCUGAAUGUCUCUUACUGAGCUCAUUUUGGCCUUACGUACAAAAACCCAUUACACUUAUUUCUCAUCAGCUUACCGGGGCUUUGUGACGAUGAGCAUUGAUUGCGUCUAUGGUGUGUUAGCGUGAUGUUAUUGAUAUUUGUAGUGUUAGCAGUCUAGCUAGUAAUGUCCUCCUCCUGUAUCCUGUGGCCCAGUGGUUUAGCAAAGGUUAUAAUAGCAAAAGGUCACUUGUAGAAAAGGUCGAUUUGAAUCUGAAUUUUAAGUUACUAGGCUUUAUUAAAGAAAAUCAUUAAUGAUUUCUUAUUAUUUUCUUAUGGAAUGAUAUUUGUUCUCUAUUUGACCAAUUAUACUUUUUUUUAAUGUGAAAUUGGUUAGAAAAACAGCCAAACAAACUCCCUCCUUUCUCUCUCUCUCUCUCUCUCUCUCUCUCACACACACACACACACACACUUUUUGAGUGUGCUGUACAUCCAAAAAACACUUACACUCUCACCUGAAUUCCUGUGGAAUUAUGGUAAAUGGAAAAGAGUAAGGAAGCUUUCAUAGAGUGCUCUGUUUCAGUACAGUUUGUCUCAACAUCAUGUUUUCAUGUUAACAUAGGACAGCUGCAGCUCCAUAAUUUGGGUUUCAUUGUCUGGUUUUGAAUUUUUGUAAAUAUAUAUUACUACAGUAAUACAUUCAAGCCUUGUGUUUUUUCUUUCCAUCUUGCAGCUAAUGCUCGCUGCUAGUCUGCCUUAAACCAAUGUUUUUAUUAGCUGUAUGAAUUAAUAAAUAUUUAAUAAAUAA